CGACAACGUCUCGCUCGUUCAAACACAUACACUCACUUUUCUGGUGCCUUUCGUCGCUUCUCACUGCCCAGUAGUUUUCCGCAGCUCACAGCUUUACUGUCGAUAGAUAAGUCGCGCGCAAUGGCUGCCACGUACAACAGCCAGCCGACCACCAUUUACCCUACGAGCCAUGUCGGUUUCGACAGCAUCACCCAGCAGAUUGAGAAGAAGCUCGUCAAGCGGGGGUUCCAAUUCAACAUCAUUUGCGUUGGUCAGACCGGUCUCGGCAAGUCGACAUUGAUCAACACCAUCUUCGCCUCACACCUCAUGGACAGCAAGGGCCGUCUGCUGCCCGACGAGCCCAUCCGCCAAACCACCGAAAUCCAGACUGUCUCACACAUCAUCGAGGAGAACGGUGUGCGCCUCCGACUCAACAUCGUGGACACCCCUGGUUACGGCGACCUUAUCAACAACGAGCGCUGCUGGGACCCCAUCGUUAAGUACAUCAAGGAUCAACAUAGUGCCUAUCUUCGCAAGGAGCUUUCCGCCCAGCGUGACAGGUACCUCCAGGAUACCCGCAUCCACUGCUGCUUGUUCUUCAUUCAGCCAUCUGGUCAUGCCCUGAAGCCGAUCGAUAUUGUUGUGCUCAAGAAGUUGAGCGAGUUCGUCAACGUCGUGCCCGUCAUCGCGAAGAGUGACAGCCUGACGCUGGAGGAACGCGCUGCCUUCAAGGAGCGGAUAAAGGAGGAGUUUGCAUUCCACAACCUCAAGAUGUAUCCUUAUGACAAUGAGGAGCACGAUCAGGAGGAAAUUGCUCUGAAUACCUCUAUCAAGGCCAUGCUUCCUUUCGCCGUUGUCGGCUCCGAGAAGACCAUUGUCGUCAACGGCCGGGAGGUACGCGGUCGCCAGAACCGCUGGGGUGUCAUCAAUGUUGAGGACGAGAAUCACUGCGAAUUCGUCUAUCUCCGCAACUUCCUCACUCGCACCCACCUUCAGGACUUGAUCGAAACUACUGCCCAGAUCCAUUACGAGUCCUUCCGUGCGAAGCAGCUCAAUGCACUCAAGGAGAACACUACUGGUCACGGAUCACGACCAAUCUCACCUUCAGCGGAUCGGGAGCUCAGUAGGAACAGUCACCGGAUGACUAUGAAUGGAUACUAGGUGCCAUCCGUUCACAAAAUCCUUCAAUAUUGAACUCGAUGAAGAGGAGUCAUGCGGUGCUUGUGUGCGAUCCGCUAGGUUCAGGGGAAAGAGAGGAAUGAGGACAGAAGAAGUCUUGAAAUAUGAUACCAGUGCAGCAGUUAUUGGCACGAGGGGGUUUCAAGGGGACAGCGGGGAUUACUUCACCACACCAUGGUUCGAACAACCGAUUUUCUUGAAUAUUGUCUUUAGUGCAGAGCAGUAGGUUCUAUUUUCUCCACAUUUUGUUUGUUCGGUGGGUGUCCUGGAUGCCUGCGGUUCAUUAUACGGGUUAUACUAUACCCAGGCGUCUUAAUUCGUCUAUCCUUUGGAGCCGUGUGGAGGGAGCGACCGAGAGGGGUAAUGGGUCAGAUGAAAAACAUAAUAUCUCCACUUGGCUGCUGUGUUGUACCGUUCAGGUUCCCCUAGUAGUGGUCUUCGAAUUCCGCG
Molecule: messenger RNA, 1608 nt
Organism: Westerdykella ornata
Lineage: Eukaryota; Fungi; Ascomycota; Dothideomycetes; Pleosporales; Sporormiaceae
Product: cell division/GTP binding protein
Exons: 4
Coding region: 121-1140 (339 amino acids)
Biological process (GO): cytoskeleton-dependent cytokinesis
Cellular component (GO): septin ring; microtubule cytoskeleton; septin complex
Molecular function (GO): GTPase activity; molecular adaptor activity; GTP binding
Source: RefSeq, a predicted model, not a curated record